CCUCGUGCCGCUGCCGACGCAGGUGUAAGCGCCCGCCCUCCCCGCCGUUCCGCUCGUCGGUCGUGCGCAGAGGCAUGGAUGGCCAGCGGGUUCUGUCUGUUGAAGGACGACUCCUUUCCUCUCCUCCCACUCACCUCUUGGCAGCGUGGUGGUGAUUAUUUCGUUUUCUCCGAGGGCCAAGUUGCAUAGGGUCGUUGCUCGUCCACAGUCGCCUCGUCCAUCUUCUCUUCCCUAGGGCCUCCUCCGCUAGCCGUGUCACUCUUUGGCCUGCCGUCCUCGAUUACAUCUGCCGCCUAGUACCGACCGACGACAAUAGACCGUCCUGGUAGACGGCCCUGUAGUAUUGAACCGAGUUGACCCCUGCCCUCCACUACAUGCGAAUGCUCGAUUGAAUCGAAACCCGCAACUGUUGACGCUGGCCGUCGUCGUCAUCGUCGUCAUCAUCAUUCAUCACCGUCGUCCACCACCCGCGGCCUCUCUCUCUCUCUCUCUCUCUCUUCUUCGCCGGCCAUGCCCAACAAGGUCUUUCUCGCCGCCCUCGCGGCCGACGUCCUCUUCCUCGCCACGGGCUGCAUCCAGCUGGGCUUCUGCCUCAUCGUGCGCGGCCUCAUGAACGACGUCCCGAGCGACGGCACCGAGGCCGUCCGCAACCUGCUCUACCGCCGCUUCCCCCUGACGGCCGGCAUCGUCAACGCCGCCCUCAUCAUCGCCACCUUCGUCUUCACCGUCCCCGGCAUGAUGUCCCCCGUCCGCGGCUGGCUCAAGGCCGGCGGCUACCUCAUCACCAUCUGCGGCCUCUACACCCUCUGCGUCGGCGUCUUCCUCUGGAUCAUGACCUUGCGCAUCAAGGAUGCCUUCUUCGAGACUUACGUCGACCAGACGCCCGCCGUGCAGUCCCUGAUACAGGAUUCGUUUGAGUGCUGCGGCUACUUCAACCGCACCACGCCCGCCUUCGUCACCGACAACACUUGCCCCAGCCCCGCCGCCGCCGCCCUGCUCCGCGGCUGCGCGACCGCCAUCUCGAGCUUUGCGAACAUCUUCAUCGACAACAUCUUCACCGCCGUCUUUGGCAUGGUCGGCGUCGACGCGGUCCUCAUCCUCGCCAUCGCCUGCCUCCUCAAAGACCGCAAGGAGCGCGAGCGCUACCGCCACAUUGAUGAGAAGGCGGGCUACGGCGGUCUUUGAGCUGCCCCUUCUGCGGAGCGCGUCCCGUCCUCUAGCCCAGCGGCUCGGUAUCUUGCCGUGCGCAUGCUUCAUAGGCGCGGGAAGUUGAGAGCAUCCACCUUGAACGUUGAACGGCACUGGACGCCUGUUGAAGAUGGCCUGUCGCCUCCCUUUUCGUCUUUUCGUGAAAGGCGAACUACUCUUUGGCUCCUGGUAUGAACCAAAGAUCUCGCUCACUGUUCUGCGGCCCUCCCUCACAUCCUGUCUAGCUUGUUGUAAUUAAAAUUCGUGGCUCUCGGUGCAUAGUGGGAAUAGAACUAUUCAGGCAUAAUCGUAUAUUAUCAAGGAG
This is a messenger RNA of Purpureocillium takamizusanense, 1513 nucleotides long. RefSeq lists its product as uncharacterized. Lineage: Eukaryota; Fungi; Ascomycota; Sordariomycetes; Hypocreales; Ophiocordycipitaceae. The transcript is spliced from 3 exons. The record is from RefSeq and is a predicted model, not a curated record. Bases 511 to 1185 code for a protein of 224 amino acids. Gene Ontology annotation, cellular component: membrane.